AUUCUAGCAAUUAGGCUUUACGCUACGCAAAUGUGUUAUUAAUGCUAUUCCCGAAACACAGAUAACGCCUAGUAAUCCUUCAGAGCCCUUUUGUGGAAUUCACACAAUGGCGACAUUGUAAAUAUUACUAGUUGCUGGAAUCUCUACAUGAUGGAUUUUUAUGCAAGGCUGACGGAAUCACACGACGAUGGCGAGAAAUCCGUGGAAGCACCCAAAGUGAGGAAGUGCAAUGUACUCAUGUCCUUGGCGUUGAGUGUAGUUAAGCGUGAAAGUGAAAAGGCGGCGCUACUGAAGCUUAAGGGAUAUGAAAGGGCUGACAUUGAACGAAACCGGGGGAAGCACUCUGUUGUAUGCCGCCAUUGGUUGAAGGGCAUGUGUAUGAAAGGUGAAUUCUGCGAUUUCCUUCACCAACUGGUCUACUCCCGUAUGCCUCCAUGUAGACUAUUCGAGAAGAAUGGUUUCUGUAUCGACAACCAGCGUGGCAACUGCAUAUUCCAGCACAUUGUUGAGCAACCUGAAUCCAUCACAGCUCAGGACCCUAGAAUAAAGGAGGCUAUCGCAAACGGCAUCAACUUUGCCGAGAUAUCGCAUGAAACAGACCCCGAUGGUUUUGCCACUGCAUUCAUAUUAGCGGUGGCAUCAGUCUUCCCUAAGAUAACGGACUGUGCCAUUAUGGAGGAGGCCAUACCACCAUCACCGCAGCCGGUUGAUAUGCUGGACCCCGUUGAAGCCGUUGCCACUGAGGCUAGUAUCCCUGAGGACUCCAGGAUAGAUGACGCUCCUGUUAUAAGUGCGUCUAUACCUGGGUUACUUAAGUUUGAUUCUGCGUCUAUGAUUGAUGCUGAUCGGCGCUUACAUUCAUCAUUUGAUGUAAAUAGCAAGAACACUAAAUGCUUCAUGAUCAAGAGCAACAACAUGAUGAACAUUUACUUUUCCAUUUGCUAUGGCAUAUGGGCUACGGGUAUCAACAACACCGCCAAGCUGAUUAACGCAUUCCAAUCCUGUGAGCACGUGAUACUCAUAUUCUCUGGUAACGAGAGUGGUGGCUUCCAGGGAUACGCCAGGAUGAUGACAUUGCCCAUAAGUGGGCUUUACAAGGGCAUUUGGGGCAGUUUCCAAUCUAGGCUUGGUGACAACUUUAGGGUCAAGUGGAUCAAGCAGUGCUCCGUGGAAUUUGAAGUACUCAGGCACGUGACCAACCAGUAUAACCAGAAUUUGCCUUUGAAAAAAUCAAGGGAUGGUACCGAGCUACCUCUGGAUGUAGCUGAGAUCAUAUGCAACACUUUGUGGAACGCACCAGAUGACGACUUGCUGAAAGGAACGCCCAUGGCAACGUGGGAGCGCAUAGACCACAAGACAUACUUCGAGGAGCUAGAGAGCAAGAAUUUGCUAUACACCACUUUUGGGCUAUCGUUCUCACCUAUCAACCGUUAAUGGCCUAUAG
This is a messenger RNA of Babesia bovis T2Bo, 1444 nucleotides long. RefSeq names its product YT521-B-like family protein. The coding region runs from base 148 to 1434 and encodes 428 amino acids. Gene Ontology annotation, molecular function: metal ion binding; mRNA binding; N6-methyladenosine-containing RNA reader activity. Gene Ontology annotation, biological process: regulation of mRNA splicing, via spliceosome; mRNA splicing, via spliceosome. Gene Ontology annotation, cellular component: nucleoplasm. The transcript has 2 exons. Lineage: Eukaryota; Apicomplexa; Aconoidasida; Piroplasmida; Babesiidae. The record is from RefSeq and is a predicted model, not a curated record.